GCUGUCUCUCGUCUCCUCCACGUCCGGUAGUCAGUGCAGAGGACAGGUUAAACAUGGCGUCGCUGAGGUGCUUUCUCCGCUCUGGAAAGAAUGCGGUUGCUGCUCUACAGAGGAGCGGGUUUCAUAGCAGCGCUCCAGCCGCUGUCCAGAUGACAGUACGCGAUGCUCUGAACCAGGCGAUGGAUGAGGAGCUGGAGAGAGAUGAGCGAGUGUUUCUAUUGGGAGAGGAAGUGGCUCAGUAUGACGGCGCAUACAAGGUGAGCAGAGGUUUGUGGAAGAAAUACGGAGACAAGCGGAUCAUUGAUACUCCCAUUUCAGAGAUGGGUUUCACUGGAAUCGCUGUUGGAGCUGCUAUGGCAGGACUUCGGCCAAUCUGUGAGUUCAUGACGUUUAACUUCUCGAUGCAGGCCAUAGACCAGGUCAUAAAUUCUGCAGCCAAGACCUACUACAUGUCUGCCGGUCUACAGCCGGUACCCAUCGUCUUCAGGGGUCCCAACGGAGCUUCAGCCGGAGUCGCUGCUCAACACUCGCAGUGCUUCGCAGCGUGGUAUGCGCACUGUCCGGGUCUGAAGGUGGUCAGUCCCUGGAACUCCGAAGAUGCCAAAGGACUGCUUAAAGCCGCCAUCAGGGAUGACAACCCAGUGGUGUUACUCGAGAAUGAGCUCAUGUACGGUGUUCCCUUUGAGAUGUCGGAGGAGGCGCAGUCCAAAGACUUUGUUGUUCCCAUCGGAAAAGCCAAGGUUGAACGGCAAGGGACUCAUGUGACCCUGGUGUCUCACUCCAGAUUCGUGGGACACUGUUUAGAUGCAGCUGCUGUUUUAUCCAAAGAAGGCAUCGAGUGUGAGGUGAUCAACAUGAGAACAAUCCGGCCGAUGGACACAGAGACCAUUGAGGCCAGUGUGAUGAAGACCAACCACCUGGUGACGGUCGAGGGAGGAUGGCCACAGUUUGGUGUCGGAGCCGAGAUCUGCGCCAGGAUCAUGGAGGGUCCUGCAUUUAACUAUCUGGACUCCCCUGUGACCCGAGUGACCGGUGUGGACAUUCCAAUGCCCUACGCCAAGAUCCUGGAGGACAACAGCCUGCCUCAGAUCAAGGACAUCAUCUUCUCUGUGAAAAAGACUCUCAACGUUUGAGAAAAA
Molecule: messenger RNA, 1139 nt
Organism: Periophthalmus magnuspinnatus
Lineage: Eukaryota; Metazoa; Chordata; Actinopteri; Gobiiformes; Gobiidae
Gene: pdhb
Product: pyruvate dehydrogenase E1 subunit beta
Exons: 11
Coding region: 54-1133 (359 amino acids)
Biological process (GO): pyruvate decarboxylation to acetyl-CoA
Molecular function (GO): pyruvate dehydrogenase (acetyl-transferring) activity
Source: RefSeq, a predicted model, not a curated record